Molecule: messenger RNA, 2373 nt
Organism: Brassica napus (rape)
Lineage: Eukaryota; Viridiplantae; Streptophyta; Magnoliopsida; Brassicales; Brassicaceae
Product: transcription factor MUTE
Exons: 3
Coding region: 461-1075 (204 amino acids)
Biological process (GO): positive regulation of DNA-templated transcription; guard cell differentiation; stomatal complex development
Cellular component (GO): nucleus
Molecular function (GO): DNA-binding transcription factor activity; protein dimerization activity
Source: RefSeq, a predicted model, not a curated record
AAAUGCGGUUUAAGAAUUAAAAAAGAGGCACAAGGGUAGAAACUAGAAGUAAAAGAAGAUGGUUCAAAGGCAUGCACUCUAGAUGAAAAUACGAUAUGUAUAAAAUCAUAAAAGACUUCACGCAGUGAAUGUAAAUGUAAAUGUAAAUGUAUCCAACUUCACAAACGUGACGUAUCUUCGCGUAUGCAUACCUUUCUCUACUUUGUACUUAUACAUAUUGAUUGUAAUAAGAAAGAGAGAGAAAGUUAGUAAAGAGACAAAAGAAUGUCACGAGACAGUGACAUAGUGCAUUUAUGAAUCCUUGGAAAAGAAACUCCGAACCCUAACUCUCUCUCCUUGUUGCGGCUGUAUAAAUACCACAUUAUUUUGAAGCAUGUGUCAACAAACGUGGAAAGCGAUCAUCUUCUUCUUUAUAGAUAAGAACCGUAGAACAGAUUUAAUUGAAUAUUAAUCAACGAUCAUGUCUCACAUCGCUGUUGAGAGGAACCGAAGAAGGCAGAUGAACGAGCAUCUUAAAUCCCUUCGUUCUUUGACACCUUGUUUCUACAUCAAAAGGGGAGAUCAAGCUUCAAUAAUCGGAGGAGUUAUCGAGUUCAUCAAAGAGAUGCAGCAAUUAGUGCAAGUUCUCGAGUCCAAGAAACGUCGCAAGACACUAAACCGGCCUUCUUCUCCUUAUGAUCACCAAACAGUCGAGCCAUCCAUCUUAGCUGCCACCCCUAACGCAACCACCAGAAUGCCGUUUAGUCAAAUCGAGAAUGUAAUGAGUCUAAUGACAACAAGCACUUUCAAGGAAGUUGGAGCAUGUCCCAACUCCCAUCAUGCAAACGUUGAAGCCAAGAUCUCAGGCUCUAACGUUGUAUUGAGAGUUGUCUCUUGGAGAUUUGAGGGCCAGCUGGUGAGGAUCAUAUCCGUCUUGGAGAAACUCUCUUUUCAGGUUCUUCACCUCAACAUUAGCUGCAUGGAAGAGUCUGUCUUGUACUUCUUCGUUGUCAAGAUAGGACUGGAGUGUCACUUAAGCUUGGAGGAGCUAACCCUUGAAGUUCAGAAAAGCUUUGUGCCUGAAGCCAUUGUCUAAAUCUAGCAACUAAAACCAAUGUACUAAUUAAUGUGCUUCGUUUACAUAAGCACAUGCACUUAAUACUUUGCUAGAAAUAAGCUCCUAUACCCUUAUCACACUUGUAUGUUUUUGUUGUGUCCCAACUGAAUCGAAGUUGUAAUUUUCCACAAAUAAAUCAUCAAAAAUUAUGCUCACCAGUUUUAUGCUUCCAUCAUGUAACGGAGUCUAAUCAUUAAAUUGAAAAUAUGAUCAUUUUUAUUAAAGUAUUUUUUAAUUUUCUUGUUUUUUAAAACGAUACACGCUAGUAUACACAUUAUGGUGUUUAAAUUUUUUUACUAGUACGCGGAGUCUUAUAGUAUAUGUUUCUAAUUUUGUAGGGCGAACAAAAAGAUAACAAACUUACGCAAAUUAUGAAUCGUAUGGACUUUUAAAAAAAAAACAGAAUGUGUGAAGAAUUAUCUGUAAUUCAACAGGAUGUCUUCUGCAUAUGGCUGAGCUUGUGCGAUGCACGCAUCCUUAUUGCAAGCCUCGUCGAUAAUUUUCCAGCUGAACUCCAUGUCUUCUUGGAUUGUCAAACUCUCGUAGUCAGGCUACUAGUUUUGGAUUAAUUCGACGACAUUCCCUGGGAUUGAUUGUCAAAACUUUUCCUUGAUCUCUUUUAAUUCUAUUCAUCGUUUAGCCAACUCUUUGGAAGAUGCACUUCUUAUGCCUCUUCCUUACUCUGUUCGUCGUAUACUUGAGCUACAAUAUGAAUUCCAUGACACAAAAAAAGGAAUCGUGGGUAAGAAAAAAAACAUACACAAUAGCAUGAUAACAUGUUAAAUAUCAGUAGAAACUAAAUAUAGGGAUCUCUUUCUUUCGUGUACAUGCACGUGAUCCCCUUUAAUAUCUAAAUAAAUUCGGAGCAAACAAACGAUGUUAAAAUUACAUUGUCUUAAUAUUCUAAAUAGAUCAGUACUGUAAUUGAUCUAUGGAAAAAUAUUGUAUAUGAUGGUUAUCUCUUUCUCAUUCAACAUAAUUCGAUUUGUUUAUCCAAAUUAGCCAUCCUUAUCUAGGAUUUUGCUUUUUAAGAUGACCAGAGAGUAUUGAUUAAAAAGAAGAGUCAGUGAUGAAAUAAUAGUUGUUAUAUUAUAAAACACGAAGGAAAAAGCAUAGAGAGGGCAUAAUUAAGUUUUUUAUAUAUAGGGCUUUACCUAAGCUAUGCAUUACGAAUAUAAUACAGAGUUCCAAAAAGAAAAAAAAUGUAAUAAGUGACACAUUGUAUGUGUUUGAAGUUGUUAAUGAUAAUAUUCAGAUGACAAAAAAAAAAAAGCGCA